Messenger RNA from Lemur catta (Ring-tailed lemur), 1673 nucleotides. It is a transcript of the gene TMOD4, whose product is annotated as tropomodulin 4. Lineage: Eukaryota; Metazoa; Chordata; Mammalia; Primates; Lemuridae. Gene Ontology annotation, molecular function: tropomyosin binding. The transcript has 9 exons. The coding region runs from base 542 to 1579 and encodes 345 amino acids. The record is from RefSeq and is a predicted model, not a curated record. Gene Ontology annotation, biological process: myofibril assembly; muscle contraction; pointed-end actin filament capping. Gene Ontology annotation, cellular component: myofibril; striated muscle thin filament.
AAUUAGGGUGGGGUAAGAGAUUGUCUCUUUCCCCCGCCCCCAGUUUUCUUUGCUUUCUUUAACCAGUUUAGGGAAAAGGCUGGAUUAUGGGGAAGAGAGAAGGAAUUUCCCUGAAGCUCUUGGUCUCCCCCUCAACCCCUUUCAAUAGGAGCUGGGCAAGGGCCAGCUGUGUUGGCAGGGCUUCCAGCAGCUGUGCUAGGGCAAGAGACACUGCAGGGUGAGGUUAUAGGGGAGGGGUACUGCCAGGACUUUUCCGUCAUACGGUGGGUAGACAAACCCAGCUUGGAUGCCUGGGAUCCCCAUCCAGAGUGGCUGGAAGCUGGGGAAGCAGGAAGAAAGAGACUCUGGUUCUAACUGUAAACAACCUAACCUUCCCCCGUCUUCCCAUCUCCAGCUAGAUUUCUAACCUCCAAGGUAUCCAGUUCAAUGUUCUGCCCCCAGCUGGUCUCUUUGUGUCCCUACUGUGUUCAUGUCCAACCACUUUUCCCAUGUUCCCCAGGCUCUGUGAGUGCCACACAUUGGGGAGGGGGUGGGGGCCAUCAUGUCAUCGUAUCAGAAGGAACUGGAGAAAUACAGAGACAUAGAUGAAGAUGAGAUCCUAAGAACCUUGAGCCCUGAGGAGCUAGAGCAGCUGGACUGCGAGCUACAAGAGAUGGACCCUGAGAACAUGCUCCUGCCAGCUGGACUAAGACAACGUGACCAGACAAAGAAGAGCCCAACGGGGCCUCUGGACCGAGAGGCCCUUUUGCAGUACCUGGAGCAGCAGGCACUAGAAGUCAAAGAGCGUGAUGACUUGGUGCCCUUCACAGGCGAGAAGAAGGGGAAACCCUACAUUCAGCCCAAGAGGGAAAUCCCAGCACAGGAGCAGAUCACCCUGGAGCCUGAGCUGGAGGAGGCGCUGGCACAUGCCACAGAUGCUGAGAUGUGUGAUAUUGCAGCAAUUCUGGGCAUGUACACAUUGAUGAGCAACAAGCAAUACUAUGAUGCCAUCUGCAGUGGAGAAAUCUGCAACACCGAAGGCAUUAGCAGUGUGGUACAGCCUGACAAGUAUAAGCCAGUGCCGGAUGAACCCCCAAAUCCCACAAACAUUGAGGAGAUACUAAAGAAGGUUCGAAGCAAUGACAAGGACCUAGAGGAGGUGAACCUCAAUAACAUACAGGACAUCCCAAUACCCAUGCUAAGUGAGCUGUGUGAGGCAAUGAAGACGAAUACCUACGUUCGGAGCUUCAGUCUGGUGGCCACGAGGAGUGGUGACCCCAUCGCCAAUGCGGUAGCUGACAUGUUGCGUGAGAAUCGUAGCCUCCAGAGCCUGAACAUUGAAUCCAACUUCAUUAGCAGCACAGGGCUUAUGGCUGUGCUGAAGGCAGUUCGGGAAAAUGCCACACUCACUGAGCUCCGUGUAGACAACCAGCGUCAGUGGCCUGGUGAUGCAGUGGAGAUGGAGAUGGCCACCGUGCUAGAGCAGUGUCCCUCCAUUGUCCGCUUUGGCUACCACUUUACACAGCAGGGGCCACGAGCUCGGGCAGCCCAAGCCAUGACCCGGAACAAUGAACUACGUCGCCAGCAAAAGAAGAGAUAACACUACCUUUCCCUUCACCAACUAGAGCUGGGAGCACUGGACACUUAAAUCCUCAUCUAUCCCCCUUUCCUGUAAAUAAAAGCCCUUAUGUCCA